AGAGAGGGGACAGAGCCAGUGAGCUAAACAGAGAGAGAAAAUAAAGGGGCGGACUUUCUAUCACAUAUACUUGAGAGAGAGAGAGAGAGAGAGUUCCAGAACAAUCGUCAACUUGGGACAGAAGUGUUGAUUCCGUGGGAUUAUAAACUAGCAAAAUUGUUUUCUUCCGCUUGAAAUUAAAGAAAAGAUAAAGCAUGAAGCUCAUCUUGUUGAUGGUGUCCACGCUGCUCCUGCUGGUCGGAGAGGGUAGUGCAGAUCGCAUCCUCUCCAGCAAGAGGGUGAAGAGGGACCUGACCAGCCCCCUGCACCGUGGGGGCAUAAGGGACCCGUUUGGCUCCUACUGCCAGAGGAGGGGGGGCUGCUGUCCAGGCCGAGACGACCUGUGCACCGUGCCCUACCUUGACACCAUCUGCUACUGCGACCUGUUCUGCAACCGCACCGUGUCAGACUGCUGCCCUGACUUCUGGGGACAUUGCCUGGGCAUCGAACCCCCCUUCAUCGGCCAAUGUGUAAGAAACGGAAAUAAGUUCUUAUCAGGCCAAACCUACAAGGAGAACUGUAACUUAUGUACAUGUGGGACCACGGGACGCUGGGAGUGUGAGCAGAACGCCUGUCUGAUAGAGAACGACAUGAUCCAGUCUGUCAACAGAGGGGACUAUGGAUGGAAGGCCACUAACUACAGUCAUUUCUAUGGCAUGAGUCUGGAAGAUGGCAUCCGGUACCGACUAGGCACCCAGCGGCCGUCUAGAACCAUCAUGAGUAUGAACCAAAUCCAGAUGAACAUGGACCCACAGAGCGAGCACCUUCCUGGAUACUUCAACGCUGUGGAGAAGUGGCCCGGGAAGAUCCACGAGCCACUGGACCAGGGCAACUGUGCAGCCUCCUGGGCCUUCUCUACCGCAUCGGUGGCCUCGGACCGCAUCUCCAUCCAGUCAAUGGGUCACAUGACUCCCCAGCUCUCGCCGCAGAACCUCAUUUCCUGUGACACGCGCAACCAGGGUGGCUGUGCGGGGGGGCGCAUUGACGGUGCCUGGUGGUUCCUGAGGAGAAGAGGGGUGGUGACGGAGGACUGCUACCCCUACGUCCAGCCCAAGCAGACCCCCGUGGAGGCGGGCCGCUGCAUGAUGCAGAGCCGCUCGGUGGGCCGUGGGAAGAGACAGGCCACGCACCGAUGCCCCAACUCACGCAACUACCACAACGACAUCUUCCAGUCCACGCCACCAUACAGGCUCUCCUCCAACGACAAGGAGAUCAUGAAGGAGAUCAUGGAUAAUGGCCCCGUGCAAGCGAUUAUGGAGGUGCAUGAGGACUUCUUUGUGUACAAAAGCGGCAUCUACAAACACACAGAUGUCAGCCUCACUAAACCGCCACAGAGCCGCAGACAUGGCACACACUCCGUCAGGAUCCUCGGAUGGGGAGAGGAGAGAGAUUAUAAUGGACUCCCAAAGAAAUAUUGGAUUGCGGCCAACUCUUGGGGGAAGAACUGGGGCGAGGACGGCUACUUUCGCAUCGCUCGUGGCGAGAAUGAGUGUGAGAUUGAAACCUUUGUGAUCGGCGUGUGGGGGAGGGUCACGAUGGAGGACAUGCACAACGAACCCAACCGCCACCGACGCAACUAGAGACCCUUUCCUUCGACACACAAAAGCUCCCAUGUGGCGAUCUUCUUUGUUCUGGAACCUACCAUGCCCUGGAGGAUAACAAGUGACCAGUUGUAGUUCCAACAGCUUCCGCUGACCUGGUAUACUUGGAAAGGCCAGUUUAUACCCAAGAUGACCCAUAUCACCUAUGUUGUCUCUCACAUUAAACCCUAUGACGAUGGGGGUCUGCAUUACUAUUCCCGUAACUAUUGCUGUGUCUAGCACCCCUUUAGCGAAGUUACAAAAGAGAUGAGGAUAUGAAAAUAUAUUUGACACCACUUCACUAAUGUACGAAUUAACUAAGUUGUAAUUAAAGUAGUAAGUUGUAGUAGUACAAGUAAUAGUUAAGCAACUCAGGACUAUGCCAAAGACCACACUUUCCAGAAUCCUCAUUUUCUGGUAUACACAUGUUCACAAUAUAGUUUCAUAUAAAAGCUUUAGUUGUAGUUUUAUUUUUCUUACUUUAAAGCCUUGUAGGGUAUUGGGCAGUUUGGGAGAAGAGAGGGGACUUACCUUGAGAUCUUCUGUCACCCCAAUUAUUUUUCAAUAGAGAAAGGGUGUAACAAUUAUAUGGAAAGAUCCCAAAGCAGACUCACUACAUUUACAUAGAAAGAGUAGUUAAUAGCUAUACAUUCCAAUGAAAAGAUGAAUACACUGUUAUAAGUAGUGAAAAAGAAUGCCCAAGGGAGGGCGGCGAGGAUAGGGCGAUGAGUGUGUUAGAAAGCACAAUGAUUGUAGAAAAAGUUUAUUUUUUAAGGCCACUAUCUUGCAUAGAUGUUCACAACAACGUAGGUGCAAGUACUUUUGAUUGUUGGGGCCAAUACCACCAGAAAGGUGGAUUUUCCUAAGAGAUUUCAGUAUUUAAUAUUUAUAUCCCAAACCUUUGUGGAAAACAUUUUCUCCCCAUGCUUUUAUUUUGCAGUGUGAAUACUACUUUCCAUUAAAGGUGAAGUGUGUAGAAUUGAGUGGCAUCUAGCAGUAAGGUUGCAGAGAGCAACUAAUAUUCAGUUGGUUGCUCAGUUGGGUUAAGCUACUUCACAACUUAUAGUAUGGUGCCACGGUGUGUAUUUGUGUGUGUGUGUGUGUGUGUGUGUGUGUGUGUGUGUGUGUGUGUGUGUGUGUGUGUGUGUGUGUGUGUGUGUGUGUGUGUGCAUGUGUGGUGUGUGCGUGUGCGGGUUAAGCUUCUCGGUCACUUAUCGUGUCACUUGCAUAACAUUUAUUAAGAUGACUCCCUAAUCCAAAGGGACUGACAAAAAGUGCUUUCAACCAUGAAGAUAUCCCAAAAAGUAACUUGGGUGUUCAUAAAACCCAUCAAAUAAGCCAAACUACUCCUACUCCUAGCUCUACACACUCAGCAGGUUAAGCUUACACUUUAAGGGAAAGCUGAAGCUGGGCUUGUGUAGAUUAAUAGCGGUGUAACAUGGCGAGCACUCUGGCAGAGGACUUGCUCCCUACGUAGAAACCACAACGAUUCUUAUUUUCAUGGGAUUAAACACUAAUUAAUACACAUUUAUGAAUAUAAUAUAUUCCAUUUCUGCCAAAUCCGUUCUGCCAUUUGCCACUCAAUUCAAACACCUUCAACAACACUGAAAAAGGGGCAUUGAGCUCCAACUUAAUGCAUUUUCUUAUGCCUCUACCCUACGAUCUUUCAUUCGUUCUUUCCAACCUGUAGCGUAGCAAACAUUACGACAAUGGUCAUAGAUUGGUUUAUGAAAAGCCUGAAAGAAUCAGCAAUAUUUUCGGUGAAGAAUAUAGUCUUUCUGUAAUGUAGACUUAAUUUGUCCUAUGUGUGUACGCUAUGUUACAAUGUGAGCUGAAGAUGUCAAUUUUUCAUUGUUGUAAUUGUACUGUACUCUGCAUUCUAUUACCUGUUAUGAAAAUUAUGUAUCAUUCUUUAUUCCCCACUCCACAAAAAAUGCACAUAGGCCUACUGGUAAUCACAUUUGUUUUCAAACACCAGAGGGCAGGAGGGGUUUAAGCCAAGUGUAUUUAAUACUGACUUAUUGUAGAUCAUAUUAUCAUAUAUCAAACAGUAUAAUGUAUUGCAUGUAAGGCCAUUUUAAAAGUAAAAUAUCAUACAUGUUGCUGCCUAUGUAGAUAUUAUCCCCACACCAUACAGUUAUCUUUAGCCUUGUGUGUUCCUUGCCUUAGAAAAUGUCAGCUUCUUGUGUUCAAACUGAGGCUUAUGAACUGUAUUUUAGGAUUAAGACAUUAUACAGUAAUGUUGUUAGACCUAGAAUGCCUUUAACUGCAUUCGAAAGAGCUUUAUGCAAAGCUAGCCUUUAAGCUAGCUGAGAAUCUGCUUUUUUUUUCCCAUACAUCAGCUUUUCCCCUCCAGUUUAGCUGUGCGGUGCUAAAUGAUGACCAUAGAUAGACAUGAAAGGUUGUGAAGCAGGGUCGGAUGGACAAGAAAUAAGCAAUGUGGAGUUGUCAAGCGUUAAGAAGGAGGUUUGGUCACAUAGUGAUGUUCUAAAUCCUCGCUGAAUCUGUGUUGUUAAAAUACGGUGAGAUGCUGUAGAGGGUCCCCUGCUUUAUACUAUCAUUAGCAAGCCAACUAGCUAAGUGUUUAUCAAUGCCUCGUAGUUGUUCAAAACUCAAAAAUGUCAGUACAAUUUAAAUCGUUUUUAUGUUUCACGUAGACUGUAAUCAAUGGAGAUGUUUAAAAUGUGGCAACAGAGCUAAACAGUUCUUAAUGACCAGUAUAAGCUACCAUAACAGUCAUUAUCAUGGUAUUUUCUUCAUUCUUCAGACUUUUCCCCUACAUCUAAUGAGUGGCAGGCUUGUUAUCAACCUGAUGUGAGUGCGCUUCCAUUCCCAAGCACUCAGUCAACAGACGUCUUUAUAGGUAAUAGGAUAAGCUAGCUGCAGAUGAGACACAACCAGGCUAGUAUUUCAUUCUAGACGAAAUUAUUGUGAUUUUGACCCAAAGUCCGAAUUUUAGCACAUCUCAUUGAUGGCAAGUCUACGAAAAGCGAGCAUAUCCGCUAAUCUUCAUUUGGUUGAGAAAAUGACGUGGCUUGGAAUUAUGAUUAUUUCCUUCCAUCUGAAAACAAACCAAAGAGACCCCUUUAAGGGAACCUUAUCCUGUCCUUUUUCUCCAGCUUUCUACAUCUCCAGUCCAAUAAAUAGUUAAAGUCAAAGGCACAACUCCAUGUUCUCUAUUUUUGUAUUUGUAUACUUAAUUUAUGAAAAGAUACAUUUAUAUGCCAUUAGGCCUACCCUUCUUUGUUUCCUGUGCAAUGUUUUAAUAUCACUCUGUCUGGUGCAUCUUGUGCACUUCAUUCAAAACCACAAAAUAUCUCACUUUUGUGGCCCAAUAAAGGCUUUCAUAAACAGCAA
Molecule: messenger RNA, 4976 nt
Organism: Gadus morhua (Atlantic cod)
Lineage: Eukaryota; Metazoa; Chordata; Actinopteri; Gadiformes; Gadidae
Gene: tinagl1
Product: tubulointerstitial nephritis antigen-like 1
Exons: 12
Coding region: 195-1619 (474 amino acids)
Biological process (GO): proteolysis
Molecular function (GO): cysteine-type peptidase activity; peptidase inhibitor activity
Source: RefSeq, a predicted model, not a curated record